AAGCUACUCAUACGGCGCUGUCUCAUUCACGCACCCCCUGUUUGCUCACUAGGCCCCUGUGUAUAUAUAAUCCUCUUCUGCGUAUUCUCUUUACCCCAAUAAACAAAACAAAUACAUUCAUCUUCUCUCUUCUGGAAUACCAUCUCAAGCCUGCCCUGUUCCGAGUCAAAUAUGGGACUCUCGCAAUACCCCAGUCCAGCUGAUGCAGGGAUGAUGUGCAUGAUUCUGGUCAACACAGCUAGAUACAUCUCUAUGAUGAAGGAGAUAGUCCGCUUUGUACUCAAGACAAUAGGCAUCGAUAUUGGACCGUGGGAAGAAUACAACACCAUCGAUAUCCCCUCAAACUCAUUAGAAUGCUAUGAAAGCUCCUCAGAAGCCUCUAUAGAAGAGUUCCGUAGCAGGAUACCUGCAAUGAGAUACGACUCAUUGUGUUCUCAGCAACACGAGCAUGAUUGCUCUGUUUGCUUGACAAAUUUUAGACCAAAGGCGGUAAUAAACCAUUUGUCAUGCGGGCAUGUUUUCCAUCAAGUUUGUGUGGAGAAGUGGCUGAAAUAUCGGAAGGUCACCUGCCCUAACUGCAGGACAAACAUGAUUCCCCAAGAUGAAGAAGAAGAAGAAGAUACUUGUCCUAUGUGAGGCAAGGACGAAGGGAACACAAGAAGAUACUUAUCCAGUGUGAGCGGUUUGAUUGAUACGCACCAUGGACAAGUGUCUAUGUACAGCAUAGUAGAAUAUAGGGAGUUAUGAAAGUGAACCUGGUGUGCUCAUGUAGUUGUAUCUAUAUUAAAUAUGCCAGUUUCUUGAAACGUCGCGGUGUUUGUGAUGAAUAAAGGUGUAUUGUACAAAUAACUGCAAUGUUUCAACUUCUGUUACUACUCUUCA
Daucus carota subsp. sativus is the source of this 882-nucleotide messenger RNA. RefSeq names its product probable E3 ubiquitin-protein ligase XERICO. The transcript has 2 exons. The record is from RefSeq and is a predicted model, not a curated record. Lineage: Eukaryota; Viridiplantae; Streptophyta; Magnoliopsida; Apiales; Apiaceae. Bases 172 to 636 code for a protein of 154 amino acids.